AUGUCGUACGGGUUCUCGGGGAGCGGAGGAAUGGGCUGCUCAAGGCCGACGACGCCGGAGCUGACGAAGGAGCUCAACAUCCCCAAGGACGUGGCGAGCGCCAUGAGGAAGUCGCUGUCGUACGACUUCCUUAAUGUGCCUGGCGGGGACGAGCAGGCGAGCCCCAUCGGGACGCCGACGACAGCGACAGCUGAGGACGGCGCGGACGGACUGGAGAGCGAAACGGGCGAUGGGCCCAGGGCGGCGGACGAGGGCGGGAAGGGGGAAUUUGCGGACUACCAGCUGUGGCACCACCACCGCGGGUCGGACGUGGGGGUGGCGAAGUCGCAGUCGUCGACGUACGAGAGCCUUCUGGAGGUGAUGCUGGGAUGGGACUUUUCGGGCAAGCAGACGGGGGGCGACAAGGGCGCGCCGCGCGGGUCGUCGGAGGAGGCGCUGGCGGUGCGGCAGUGGUUGAACCCGCGCUCGUCUUUUUCCGCCGCGUCGACGAAUGAGCCGGAGCUGUGCCUGACGGCAUCGCGCAAGAGCUCGCUGAUGACGCUGUCGCGGUCGGCGAGCUCUGCGUUUGAACGCAAGUGCUGGAUCACUGUGUGUACGAGCCUGGCAGACAUGCAGCCCAUCCUGGCGCUGCGCAAGUCGCUGCAAAACAUCCAAUCCAAGUACAGGCUGCUGGUGUUGUACGAUGCGGAACAGAGCGACGUCGCGGAGUGCCUGGUGUCCCACGACUUCUACACACUUGGAAUAACUCCGCUGGCGCCGAGGCUCUCCGCGGAGUUGGCCUCAGACGGCACGCUGCUGCCGCGCUGGCUGCUACUAGCCGCGUGGCACGAGCUAAACGGUGCGUACGAUGACGUGUGCUACUUAUCGCCAUACUUGCUCGCGGUCGCCAGCAUCGACGAGCUGCUAGAUUUUAAUGACGAAAUAGACAACGAGACAUGCACGCUCGUGGUAAACAGGACCAGAAUACCCUCGGUUAUCACCUUCAAGCCCCACAACGAGAUACGAAUGGUGUUCGACGAGUACCUCACUGUGUAUGGCGCGGACUUGGAGAAACUUGAAAAACUGCGCGGGCUGAGCGACUGGGGCAUCCUUUCGGAGCUGUUUUCGGAGUCAUGUCAUCGCCUGAGCGACCGUUAUGGCGUCGACGUCGGCGACGACAGCCUUCCCGUUAUGAGGGGCGUCAAGGUACUGGAUUUCGGGCAUGUGAAGCCCUGGCUACAUGCCGCUGAUGAUAAAAAUGCAUACGUUCGGCUUUGGUGGAGUUUCUGGGAUAACGGUACUGUGUAA
Molecule: messenger RNA, 1287 nt
Organism: Eremothecium gossypii ATCC 10895
Lineage: Eukaryota; Fungi; Ascomycota; Saccharomycetes; Saccharomycetales; Saccharomycetaceae
Gene: IDS2
Product: Ids2p
Exons: 1
Coding region: 1-1287 (428 amino acids)
Cellular component (GO): cytoplasm
Molecular function (GO): glycosyltransferase activity
Source: RefSeq, marked provisional